Pezoporus occidentalis (night parrot) is the source of this 8125-nucleotide messenger RNA. Its product is annotated as cadherin-4. Gene Ontology annotation, cellular component: plasma membrane; catenin complex; adherens junction. The record is from RefSeq and is a predicted model, not a curated record. Gene Ontology annotation, molecular function: calcium ion binding; cadherin binding. The transcript has 16 exons. Gene Ontology annotation, biological process: adherens junction organization; homophilic cell-cell adhesion; cell morphogenesis. NCBI's taxonomy places the organism in Eukaryota, Metazoa, Chordata, Aves, Psittaciformes, Psittacidae. The coding region runs from base 81 to 2831 and encodes 916 amino acids.
GCUCCACGGCCCCGGCUCUGCGCAGCGCGGCUCGGCUCGGCUGCACCGCCACAGCCCGCGCGGCUGGGCCGGCCGGGGCCAUGAGGGCCGGCUCGUGGGUGCUGCUGGCGCUGCUCCUUCCCGUCCGGGGCUCGGUGGCAGCGGCACACAAUGGGGAUCUUACAGUUAGACCCACAUGCAAGCCUGGCUUUUCAGAAGAAGACUACACAGCAUUCGUCUCCCAAAGCAUCAUGGAAGGGCAGAAGUUACUCAAAGUAAAAUUUAAUAACUGUGCUGGUAACAAGGGAGUUCAGUAUGAAACCAACAGCCUGGACUUCAAGGUGAGGGCGGAUGGGACCAUGUAUGCUGCCCACCAGGUGCAAAUGCCCUUGAAGCAGCGGAUCCUGAUGGUGACCGCAUGGGAUCCACAGACCCUGGGCAGAUGGGAUGCGAUUGUCAGGCUUCUGGUGGCAGAGAAGUCACAGCACAAUGGACACAAGCCAAAAGGAAGGAAGACCAUGCCUGGAGAACCAGCGCAGCAGCAAAGCGACACUCUGCUCCCCUGGCGCCAGCAUCAGAGCUCGAAUGGCCUGCGGCGGCAGAAGCGAGACUGGGUCAUCCCACCCAUCAAUGUGCCGGAGAACUCCAGGGGACCCUUCCCGCAGCAGCUGGUUCGGAUUCGUUCCGAUAAGGACAAAGAGAUCCAUAUCAGAUACAGCAUCACUGGAGUGGGAGCCGACCAGCCACCAAUGGAAGUCUUCAGCAUUGACCCUGUGUCUGGCAGGAUGUAUGUGACUCGCCCGAUGGACAGAGAAGAAAGAGCUUCCUACCAUCUCCGGGCUCAUGCGGUGGAUAUGAAUGGAAACAAGGUGGAGAAUCCUAUUGACCUGUACAUCUAUGUGAUUGAUAUGAAUGACAACAGACCAGAGUUUAUAAACCAAGUCUAUAAUGGAUCUGUUGAUGAAGGCUCUAAACCAGGUACCUACGUGAUGACGGUGACAGCAAAUGAUGCAGAUGACAGUACUACAGCAAACGGGAUGGUGAGGUACCGCAUUGUGACGCAGACCCCACAGAGCCCAUCGCAAAAUAUGUUUACAAUUAACAGCGAGACGGGAGACAUUGUCACUGUGGCUGCUGGGCUUGACAGAGAGAAAGUUCAGCAGUAUAUAGUCAUUGUUCAAGCCACAGAUAUGGAAGGAAAUCUUAACUACGGUCUCUCAAACACGGCAACAGCAAUCAUUACAGUGACAGAUGUGAAUGACAACCCACCCGAAUUCACUACAAGCACUUAUUCAGGAGAAGUUCCUGAGAACAGAGUGGAGGUGGUGGUGGCAAAUCUGACAGUGAUGGACCGGGACCAGCCUCACUCCCCCAACUGGAAUGCCAUCUACCGCAUCAUCAGCGGAGACCCCUCGGGCCAUUUCACUAUCCGGACAGACCCAGUCACCAACGAAGGCAUGGUAACCGUUGUGAAGGCAGUCGAUUACGAGAUGAACAGAGCUUUCAUGCUGACAGUGAUGGUAUCAAACCAAGCUCCCCUGGCCAGUGGCAUCCAGAUGUCCUUCCAGUCGACCGCAGGAGUCACCAUUUCAGUCACAGAUGUCAACGAAGCACCGUAUUUCCCAACGAACCACAAGCUGAUCAGGCUGGAGGAGGGGGUGCCUACAGGGACGGUCCUGACAACGUUUUCAGCAGUGGAUCCUGAUCGCUUCAUGCAGCAGGCAGUAAGAUACUCUAAGCUGUCAGAUCCUGCAAACUGGCUGAACAUUAAUGCCACAAAUGGUCAGAUCACUACUGCUGCUGUCCUUGAUCGAGAGUCAGACUACAUUAAGAAUAAUGUCUACGAGGCCACAUUCUUGGCGGCUGACAACGGUAUACCCCCCGCAAGCGGCACUGGCACUCUGCAGAUCUACCUAAUCGACAUCAACGAUAAUGCUCCUGAGCUCCUGCCAAAAGAGGCACAGAUCUGUGAAAAGCCAAACCUGAAUGUCAUCAACAUAACAGCCGCGGAUGCUGACAUCGAUCCAAACGUCGGGCCCUUUGUCUUCGAGCUGCCAAGUGUGCCAUCUGCGGUGAGGAAGAACUGGACCAUAACACGGCUGAAUGGCGAUUACGCCCAGCUCAGUUUACGAAUCACAUACCUGGAAGCAGGUGUGUAUGACGUGCCAAUCAUUGUGACGGACUCGGGAAACCCCCCCUUGUACAACACGUCCAUCAUCAAAGUGAAGGUGUGCCCGUGCGACGAGAACGGUGACUGCACCACCAUUGGGGCGGUGGCUGCAGCAGGGCUGGGCACAGGUGCCAUCAUUGCCAUCUUGAUCUGCAUCAUUAUUUUACUCACCAUGGUUCUGCUGUUCGUGGUGUGGAUGAAGCGCCGGGAGAAGGAGCGCCACACCAAGCAGCUCCUGAUUGACCCCGAGGACGAUGUCAGGGACAAUAUCCUGAAGUACGAUGAAGAAGGAGGUGGAGAGGAAGACCAGGAUUAUGAUUUAAGCCAGCUCCAGCAGCCAGAGACCAUGGAUCAUGUUCUGAACAAGACACCUGGAGUCAGAAGGGUGGAUGAAAGACCUAUUGGUGCUGAACCGCAGUAUCCUAUAAGACCAGUAAUCCCACAUCCAGGGGAUAUUGGUGACUUUAUUAAUGAGGGUCUGCGUGCGGCUGACAAUGACCCCACAGCACCUCCUUAUGAUUCCCUGCUGGUGUUUGACUACGAGGGCAGUGGCUCCACUGCCGGCUCCGUCAGCUCCCUGAACUCCUCUAGCUCCGGGGACCAGGACUACGACUACCUUAACGACUGGGGGCCCAGGUUCAAGAAACUGGCGGACAUGUACGGGGGAGGCGAGGAAGAUUAAACUGACCUCACGUUAUUUAAAAACAAAUAUAAGAAGAAGACAGAAAAGAAUAUUAAGAAAAAAAACAGAAAAAAACAUAGAAAAAACAAACCCACAGACGACAACGUUAACAAAAAGAGCCGAUGCAGAAGCAAGAACUGUACAGAUGUGGCAGCUUUUUUAAUUAAUAUCCCCUGCUGACUGUGUUGUUAUUUUUAGUGGUGACAUAGGAGGUUUCUUUUCUUUUUUUCCCCUUUUUUUUUUUUUCCUUUCCAAUGUUAUUUUUUAGAAUAUUGAGCUGUCUCGCAUGAACACUUGUCUCUGCUGCAGGUUUUUUUUGUUCUUUUGGUUUGGUUUUUUAAUGUCAGCUGGGAUAUUGCUCGUUUACCUGCUUUAUGACUAAAGAGAGUGAAAGGCACUCUGUCUUAACUUGAAUUUCUUAGAACAGAAGCACUGUUUUUAAAAUAUAUAUAUAUAUAUAUAUAUUUGAAAGUGCCUUUUGGUGCAUGUAUCAGAUUCCCUUCAAUCUCAGGAGUGACGAAAACAAACAUACAACCAUCCUGGGCAGCACUCCCUGUGACCUUAAGCCAGUUCUAGCUGGGAAGGAUUUAACAAAAAGGAACUCUGGAGAUUGUUUUUUGUUUUUGUUUUUGUUCCUUUUUUUUUUCUUUUUUUUUUCUUUUUUUGCCUCUUUUUUGGAGGGGGUGACUCGUUCUGGGUGGAAACGGAUGGGGGGUUCGGGGAGGGGGAAGAUGUUUUGAGUCAAAACCUGAACAGCCAUCUUUAAGCCUCAGCAGGUGGUGAACUAGUCAUCAUGUUGUAUAUAAUUCAGUGUUAUCAGAUGCAAAAUACCGACUGGGGGCUCUGUCGUCACCUGGUCACACUCAAUGUAGCUGCAUAGAACUAUAGCGUUGAUAAAGCCUUUGGUUAUUGCAACAGAAAUUUCCGACAGCCCUUGCCUAAACCCUACAAAGUAAAUCAUGACAUGACCAAAGGCCCAGUUGUUUGUUUUUAUGCUAUCGGUGUGUGUUGGCUCCCAUGACCUCUGGAGUGAUGUAAAUACCAGCUGGGUUAGGUGGUGGUGUCCUGCAACCCCAGGGAUUCCUGCUAGCAGGAAAGCCAACGCUGUUUUCCUGGUGGAAGCAGGGGUUUGUGCAGUGGCUCUGCUCGAGGCUGAGGCAGCGCAAAGGGCAGGAGCAGUUUAUCAGCACUUUUGCCAUCCGUAAGUAUGAAGUUAGUCUAGUAUAAGAUUAAUGCCUUGGAGCAUUAGUAGCCAAAGCUCAAGAAUCUCGUGUAACUCAGCUAAUGUGUGUCCUUUCUAUUCGAUGGGUAGGCGCUGCUAUCUGUAGUAAAUGUGUUUUUUUGGAGGAGAAGUGCAACGAGGGCCUAUUAAGUACCUUGUGGUUAAUAUGCUCAAGCAUUGCCAAGUAAGCAAGAGGUUUUGCAGCAUCCAGGCAUAAUUCAACAUCAGUAUUAUAAAUGGUAGCAUACUACCUAGUUUAUAUGUAGGGUCAGUUUAACCAAUAACGAAUAGUUAUUAGCUUUUUUAUUACAUUUUUCCUUUACUGAUUUGGACUAGUGGGUUUAUGUCUAAUGUUUGUAAAAUGAUUUAGACUGCAUGGAUGUGUAAUAUAAACCACAUUUAAUGGAUUAUGAGCCACUUAAUUAAUGUGCUAUGAAAUCUUGGAUUACCUGUGUUUUAUAUUCUGCAGACGAUUUUGCAGUGGGUUCGCUAAAACUUGUAAAAGUGCUUAGAUAUAUUUUCAUUUAAAUCCAAGAAUGUGCACAAUAUUGGAAGGUGAUUAUCCAGGGGAUAAUCAUGCUUUUUUUGAUAUCUCUAUUAAUUCUCAAGUUGAAUGCUAAGAGUUUAAAGGGGGGUGGGAGGGAAGUGAGAAUGAGAGGACGAGAGCUUGCCGUGAUGAGUGGACGUCGUUUCAGAGGGUAUACUAGGCUGCAAGAUCGUCUCUAUAGAUUUUUGAAAUGCUCCUGGUGCAUUUUAUAUUUCAUUGUAUCAUAUUUUCUAUAAAAUGCAAUUUCUGUAAAUUAAUGAGCAUUUGAAAUGUGUCUUGUAUGAAGUGGAAUGUGGUAAAAGUCUGCCCGAGGCGACUCCAACGUUACCGGUAUGUAAAUAACUACCAAGGAUGCGAUCCUUCUUUUUGUCCUGGUCAGUCAGUCAAUGGGACAGUUUGUCCUUUCAGAACUCUCUCAUCCAAGUUCUUGAGGAAGCAGGAGGUGAUGGCUUGGGCCUCAGGAGAGGGAUGGCGCUGAUGGCAGCAGCAAGGCAAGGAUAUUGUGCCACACAGCACGUGCCUCAGCCAGGAUGAAGUGCAGUGCCUGGUAAACUGCCGGCACCUGAUGCUUUCCCAAAUUCCUGUUCCAUAGUUGAGAACUCAGUUGCUUGUGUGACCAUUAUGAAAGUCUUAGUUUGCUUCUGCCACGUUCUGUCCACCUCCUCCUGGCCACCCUCAGCAAACUUCACAGCCCUUGUCCUCAGCCGGCUGGCGUGGGUGGGCUGCAUUGCCUUGAGCCACUGCUGUCUACCUACGGGCAGGCUUGAUUCUUCCCCUUUCUUUCCGAAAAGCCACAGGCUGGAGUAUUUCACCAUCUGGGCUUUGCACCCCCACAGAAGCUGCCCGGUCACAGCAGACGUAGUGAAUAAUAAAAACGCACUUAGUGUUUCUUGCUGAUGACUACCCGCCAGUGUUUUGUGUCCAUCACCAUAACCUCAUCUCCAGCUCAAGAGAAGGACCCGGAUCGAGGGCUGGGGUGAUGCUGAUGGUUCUCCAUCCAUUGGGUUGCUGCUGCUGCCUGCCAGCUCCACGUGGCUCCUAGGAUGCUCAUGUGGCUCCCAUGAUGCCAGCUGGGUCUCUGCUGCAAGCCAAGCUGUGCUAUCUACCUGAUACCAUUUACCCAAGAGCAGUAGCAAAGUCCCUGCUCCAGAGCAUUUGGUGCCUGCUCUCUGCUGCAGCUUUGGCUGAGGUGAUGGAUUUCAGGUAGGGAAGGGAACGGCAGCAGUAUGGGAUGGCUGCUGUGGGGCUGGAGGCUGGAGGGGCCGGUCAGCAUCGCCCCGCUGUCACCCACGGGGAUGUGCCAUGCAGUGACAGGAACCACUUGGCCAUGAAGGAGACAUCAGACAUCAGCUUGUGUAAACAUUUUGGGCUUUUAAGAAUAUUUAUACAACUUAAGUCAAACAAAACGGAUUGAGUGACUAAAAAUAAAUCAACCCAUUUCAAUUUUUUUUAAAUCAGCAGAUAUUUUUUCUGCAGCAUUUGCAAUACAGCCAUUCUAACUCCACAAGCCCAUAAAUCAAACCAACUAGUUUAUUGUCUUUUGAGCCAGUUCUGCUCAGUCUCCCUCUGCAGGACCUCCUCCUCCUCUUCCUCUCCCUUGUCCUCCUCCUCCUCCCUCCAUCACUUAGCUUUACAACCCCACAAGUAAACAGCAGCAUCAGACCCCUUUCUUCACAGUGGGAACAGCAGAAGGUAAGCGAGGAGCACAUCAAGCAAUGACAAUAGAUCACUGCUUGCAAAUAUUUUUGCUUGUUAAUACUAAUUAUUAUUAUUAUUAUAAUCCAGCUAAGAAAAUUUACAUUAAUCCAAGGGACCCUAUUGAAAAGGUGACUGUGUCAGUGCUGUCCCCCCACUCUGAUCCUCAUUUGCCAUUGCCAUUCACCGCUGGAGGUGACAGUGGCUUACAAGGAGCCAGGCUGGGGAAACGGCAGCUCUGAAGGUACAAUUCAGGCCACGGAAGUGGUUAAUGCAUUGAGACCAGAAUGCUUGCUCUCCAACUAAUCUAAACUAAAGCAUUAAAAAUUAAAGAAGCUGUGCCCUCACAUGCAAGUCCCCACUCUGCACACCAUGCAGUGGUGGGGAAGGACUUGAUUUCAGGCAGGUGGAAGGGAGCCCAUUCCCAAAAUGCCACUGUCACCGCCAUAGCCCAUAGCAGUGCCAGGGGACACCACAAGAGCUCUCUAUGCUAAGGGAUGGGGACAGUGAACUGCCAGGGCGUUGAGGCACACUGGACACCUCCUAGGCGUGAAAACUGCACAUCAGCAAGCCAAGGACCACUCAGGUCCAGUGCUGGCAGAGAUUGGCCCACACCUUGGUGCAGCCUAUUUGUUAUGUAGCCUGUAAACAGGGAAAAGCAUCAGUGAUGGAAAUGCUUUGCAAGGCAAAGAGGAUACUCAGCAGGUAAUUAAUGACAGUGAAUCACAGUGAAACAGGCAAAUCUGUUGUAGGUGUCCUAUGUGCUAGUCAUAGUUUGGCUUCUGGGUUUGCAUUUUUCCAUAUUUUAUAUUUAUUUCCUUUCGUGUUGGACCAGGCAAUGCUAUUGGUGGAUGUAAGGUGCUGGUUGGGAGUUCACUCACCUGCAGCUGAGCCACUUUGAGCCUCUCUCAUAUUGGUUUUAGGGGUAGUUGUGUCCAAAUCCAGCCUCCAGGAAUAAUUGGGACUCUAGGAAAUGGCUGUAUCAUCUGCAACUGCUUUGCAUAGGGUAGAUGGUCAGGAAUUGGAGAACAGCACUGGUCAGUGCAGGGUCUGUACAACGCAAUAUGCCAAGAUUGCAACUUCGUUUAGUCUCAGAAAAAAACAAAGGUAAAAUAUGGGACUUUUAUUGUGAUGUCUUGGAGCUCUUCAUUGUAAGUGUGGAAAAAAAAGGGGGAGGGGGGGAAUGCUGUAUAACACGGAAUGCGUAUGUUUAAAACAGCAGCUAGACAACGUAGGUGUCUCCCACACAAAGUUAACUUGGUUCCAUGGGGAAAAUAAAAGUUCUUUCCAGUACACACCGACCCCGUGAGCAAUUGCUCACACCCUGUGUACAUAAUGUAGUUAGUGCUUGAAGCUACAAAUCAAAUAGAGGCAAAAAGCAACAAGAACAUAUAGAUGUGUAACUGGAGCACUUUCUCUUCCUUCAAUUCUGAUUUUGCAUGUUUCCUUUUCCGAUGGAGAAGCUGUGUAGCAGCCCGCAUGACUGUGGUUGUUCUCAAGGAAGACUUCUGCUGUUCCGCUGUAUUCACGCUGAAGCGCAAAAGCAGUCUGCAUCCGUUAACCCAGUUCAAAAACCUUUUUUUGUAACCGUCAACAGCACAAAUCUUUUGUAUUGUCGUUUGUACCAUUUUUGUACCAAAAACAAAAGAGGAAAAAAAGAAAAAAAAAAAAGGAAGAAAGUCAAUGUUUUCAGUGUGUUUUUAGUGCCACUGCAAUCUUGGUUUCCAAACUGAGUGACGGGUUUGCUGAUUUAUUGUGUAUCAAAGCUGAACUGGUGCACUGACGUCUGGCUUCAGUGUAAUAAAAAUAAAGUCCCCCUUUUGAAUAGUC